This is a messenger RNA of Ilyonectria robusta, 387 nucleotides long. RefSeq lists its product as uncharacterized. The coding region runs from base 1 to 387 and encodes 128 amino acids. NCBI's taxonomy places the organism in Eukaryota, Fungi, Ascomycota, Sordariomycetes, Hypocreales, Nectriaceae. The record is from RefSeq and is a predicted model, not a curated record. The transcript has 2 exons.
AUGGACGACGAAGAAAACGGCCUCUUCAACAUCCAAGUCUCGGACGCCUCCGACGAUGAGGAGCGAGAGGCCAAGGAAGCCCGCCGUACUGGUCAGUCUGAGGACGCUUGGAGGGCCGUCCAGCGCGACUACCAAGCCAAGGUUGAGAAUGGGGAUAUCCAUGAGACGGUCAAGCUGCCUAUCGGCCCUGACGCCUCAAAGCAGCACCUCCAGGAGGUGAUCCACGCCAUCGAGGAGUUGUACUUUUUCCGCCAUUAUGAGCAUGCCAUCGGAUUCAUAAGCGACGUGCUUUCUGGCAGCAAAAUCCUCGAUGCCGAUACCCAGCAGCUACUAGCCACUUAUCAAGAUAAGUGUCAAAAGAAACUCAAAGCUCAAGGGUGGAUGUGA